ACCACUCGUGUGACUACAACAAGCAUUCCCAAAUCAUGUCUCUCAGAGGAGCUUCAGGAAAGUUCUCUCUACCAUCAUUUGGUCGAAAAAACACCGGGACAGAGCCAACUUCCCCUUCCCGGGAGUAUGGCAACGACUCUGACUUCUCCCCUGCUUCUCCUACUCGAGAGAAUGGGCAUUCAGCGGGCGGUGGUGGCGGAGGGGGAGGUUUAGUAGGAAUGGACAACUUUGGUCGUUCUUUAGGUAAGAAAAUUGCUCACCAGAGUCUUCUACCUGCUCUGGGUAACAAAGACCAGAGGGCGUUACAAGAUAUCAUCGCUUUGGAGAAGGGCGUCUUGUCCAUGACUGAGAAACUUGCAAUUGAUACUCAAAAGGCAGCCGCAGCUCUCCCGGUGUAUGGAGCUCAGGAAGGUGCAGACUUACAAGACGUUCUGGGUCAUUCGGCCACACUGCUUUCUCGUCUAUCAACCGCUCUCACUGUUUUCACGCAACACCAAGCUUCACUUCGAGGAUGUUUGAAGAGGAUUAGAGAGCGUGAGGAGGCGUUAGCUGAUUUGAAACGACGAAGGAGAGAUACGGGUAAUAAAGCUGAGAAUGCAGAGAAGAAGUUGGCAAAGAUGGGACCGGAAAAUAAGGGGUUGCCACAGCAGACGGAACUGCUCGAGAGACUGAGACAAGAGAUGCGUCAAUUGGAUACGGAGAUAGUGACUGAGGAAUCGAAAUUGGGAGAUUUCAAACGACAGAUCGUCAAAGAAGCUUUGAGUUUUAAAUUCGGCGGUCUCGAAGAGCUCGGAGAGAAGAUGUGUAUAAUUGGUGAACUGGGAAAGCUCCUGCUGGAAGAGAUUCCACUUGAGGAGACACCACCAGGAUAUGGACGGGCUCCGUAUAACGGAUUUGACAAUACAUCAAACGCUGUAAACGAAGCCAAUAAAUGCCUGGCCACUGUCGAAUUCCAUGCCUCAAACGCAUCCCCCAAACCUCCCGGUUUACCCCAACCAGUCUCAAUGUUACCUCUAACCGCUCCCAACCUUCCUCGUCUUUCUGGCGAUCGUAUAUCCGCCGCUGAAGAAUUUGCUCAUUAUCCCGGGAACGCCGUCUCACCCGAAUCCAAACCCACCUCGCGUGAUUAUAUGAACGCCUCGUAUCCCAACCCCUCUGAUCCUUACAAUUCCGAUCCAAGUCAAUCCCAAAGUAACAUCUACGAUGAAUUCGGUGGCAUGCGUCCUCCACCGACCGGUAUCUUGAACGCCGGUGGAAGUGGAAGUGGUGCUCAUGUAGUUUGGCAAGGUCCUACUGAAGAAGCGUUGAACGUAAACGAACAUGAUUAUGAGAGGGUUCAACAACGUGAAAUGGAUCAAGAAGCUGCGGCUUGGCAAUCUGUCUCUGAAGGAGUUACUACGACUGAAGUUCCUGAAAUACAAGUGCCUAUUGAAAAUGAAGAAGUUCCUACUUCUCCAUGGGAACCUUUAAACGUUAAACGUGAUCAUUCUGUCACUCCUACUCCUGAUCCUCUCAAUCCUCUCGCAACUCUUGGAACGCCUAUCAAUCCGAAUUCCAUACCUACAGGUAAUGGAGUAGGAGUUGGAGUAAAAGAUGAUUUACUACCACCACCUAAUAUGGCACAAUUGACAACUCGAAUUCCUACCCCCGCAACAGGGGAAUUUUACACUCCUUCAGAAGGUCCAGAUCCAUUGAACGAAAUUCGAACAACUGUACCACGACCUUCUUCUCCAGCUUUAUCUAUACCUCCACCUCAACCGGGUGGAGGAGGAGGGAAAAUAUCCGCCGCUGCUUUCAGACGUCCUAGACCUUUACCUCGGAAUUCAGAAGGUGAAGAGUUGCCCUCACCAGGAGGUAUUAGGAGAUUACCUGUUCCUCCUUCUGGAGGAUUUACGUCAGGGAAUAGUGGACCGAACCAAAUGAAUCCUACACCUAACGAAGGUAGAGAAGAGGAUGCUUUCCCUACAGCCGAGGCGAUACCUAGUCCACCACCUACUUAUGGUGAGGAAAACUUGCGAUGAGUCUAGAUUCAUCUGGAGUGUGGAAUUUGGAGUUUGGUAUAUCGUCCUUGCAUGUAUAUAUACAUAUUUGAUACACUGUAGAAGUAUUCUUACCCUUUUUCCCAUUUAAGCAAUUCAUAUCAAAGUGAAUGAUGUAUAUGGACCCAGUGCUGGUUCUGAGAGACGUAAAGGGGGAGAGCGUCGGGGAGGAAAAUGACGGGAGGGAGGAUUGAAUGGAGUCUAGAUGAAAUGAUGCAUAAUAUUUCGUACUUU
This is a messenger RNA of Tremella mesenterica DSM 1558, 2273 nucleotides long. RefSeq lists its product as uncharacterized. The transcript has 5 exons. Lineage: Eukaryota; Fungi; Basidiomycota; Tremellomycetes; Tremellales; Tremellaceae. Gene Ontology annotation, cellular component: eisosome filament; plasma membrane. Gene Ontology annotation, biological process: eisosome assembly; endocytosis; negative regulation of protein kinase activity. The record is from RefSeq and is a predicted model, not a curated record. Gene Ontology annotation, molecular function: lipid binding. The coding region runs from base 36 to 2021 and encodes 661 amino acids.